AUGACGGUAAAUUUAGACUCACAGUUCGAAGAAGGAGCUUCAAAUGGUCAUGUUGAAAAUGAAGAAGAAGAAGAAGAAGAAGAGGGAGAGGAGGAAGAUGAUAAUGGAGAUAUUAUACGAAAUAAAAAAAAACGUCUCAAAGAACAUAUACCCUACCAUGAUAUGGCAGAUGUCAAAGACAAAUUUGAAAAAGGUAUAGAAGAGAAACCUAAAGCUGAAAAACGUCUUGAUGUCCGUGUACAAAGUGGUAUGGCAUCAACAAAGAAACAACAGUUUGAACAUGGUGAAUUUGAACAAGAAAUUGAACCAAAACCCUCAAAAACUACUGUAGACGUUGAACUGUUAUCUGGAGCAGCCAGUGAAAGACGAACGAAAUUUGAACGCGGUGAAUUCGAACAAGAGGUUGAAUCACAUAUUUCGAAAGUCGUUGUUGAUACCGAUCUAUUGUCAGGAGCGGCAAGUGAAAGACGAGAACGAUUUGAAAAAGGUGAAUUGGAAAAUCGAAUUGAAAAAACAACUACCAUCGACAUACCCUUCCAAUCGGGUGCGGCAAGCGAACGAAAAGCAAAAUUUGAAAAAGGAGAAUUUGAACAAGAAAUUGAACCACAUGUGGCAAAAGUAAAAGUGGAUGUCGAUCUAUUAUCGGGUGCGGCAAGUGAAAAGAAGGCAAAAUUUGAACGUGGUGAGUUUGAUGAUCAUGAACAUGUACAAAAACACCAAGUUGAACCAGUACCAUCUGGACUAGCCACAGAAAAGAAACAAAAGUUUGAAAGUGGUCAAGUUGAUAAUGAUGUAACAUUAGUAAAUCAACGUGAAAAUCUGGCUCAAGCCACUAUUGAACCCGGUAAUGCUCAAGCGAAACGUGAAGAAUUUAUGUCAAAGAUAACGUCGGACACUGCACAACAGCGUACGGGCGAUAAAUAUAUUGAUAUGAAUACCUUAGAGCAAGGUUCAGCCACAUCGAAAAGGAAAGGAUUUGAAUCGUUAGCCACGUCAGAAUUCAAAGCGACAGAUAAAACAAAAGUUGAAGUUGAACCCGGUUUUGCCAGUAAUCUUAAAGAACAGUAUUUAUCAACAGUGACAUCUGAUUCAACAUCAGCGAAAGAUAAAGAUCAACAAUUAACACCACAAGCGGUUGUAGCCAGUGGACUAGCCAAAGAACGAGCAAAUGUAUUUGAAAAUCCAGACGACACGGCGGUAAAACGAACAGUUGAAAUUGACAAUGAUUUAGCGUCAAGUGGUGUGGCUAAAGAACGUGUGGCAAUGUUUAAAAAUUUAGAAAGUGGUACAAGUGGAAAACGUGGUAAUUCACCACCAUCAACUGGUGAUUCAAAAUUGAGAGUGGAUAAUAUAGAUUUUUCGGAUAAAUUAAUUAACAUGAGCAUUAGACUAAAAAUUAAGGAUCACAAUGCAAAAGCGGCUUCAGCUGCUGCGGGUGAGGUAUCCGAGUUACCCAAUAAUAAAACAUAA
This is a messenger RNA of Didymodactylos carnosus, 1470 nucleotides long. NCBI's taxonomy places the organism in Eukaryota, Metazoa, Rotifera, Eurotatoria, Philodinida, Philodinidae. The record is from the annotation of a GenBank genome assembly.